ACCAAGAUGUUUCAGAAGAAAAAGCAAAAACUUUCUCAUCAUGGGUCGAAAGAUAUGGAUGAUUCUUACCACCCCUCUGGUAAUGAAGUGGCACCUUUAAAGGACAGCAAAGAUGGCAGUGAGAGGUUUAAGUCCAUGUAUGAGGUGUACUUUGUAGGAAUAGUCCCAGACAUUGUAAUGAGUCAUUCCAUAACUCGGGACAGAGAAGCUCAACUAGUGGAUAGAAUAGAGGAGUCCCAGAUAGAGGGAAAGUUACCAAUAUCACCGCAGGAAGAUGAUAAAGUCAAGAUCAGUGUGUCAAUACAUGGUGUGAAAGUCCUGGACAUGAAGGCACAGGAGGUGUUACAGCGCCACCCGUUACAUACAGUAGCACAGGUUGUGCAGUUCAGUGAUGGAGGAAGUGUUAACAACAUUGCCUUCAAAAUAGGAAAUGUCAACAAAUCUUUGUUCAGUGCAUACGUGUUUGAAUGUCUGUCAGAGGAACAAGCACAGAUGGUGUGUCAGAAUGUUCGAGCAAUGUUUGACAAAAUCACAGAGAAGAACAGAUGAAGAUUUGAUAUACAAUAGGAACUUCAUAUGUGAUAAAAUAUUUAUAUUGGUGCUAACAGCAAUAGAGUAUGCAAGACUGUGCUCUCCUGUUAUUGCAAGACUGUUCAUAGCAUUAAACAGAGACAAUUUUCUGUCCAAUGUUUUAUAGGCCGACAGCAUGUAAAACAACACAGCAACAAAUUUUACUUGAAAUAAAAGCAGCAGUGAGUUACAGAAUGUGCUUUAACAGGACAGUAGUUCAAGUCAUGUAUGGCAUUAAGCUAAUAUUCAAAACCUGCAGCUAACAUUAAACCGGAAGCAUUUCCUUUAGCUAGAUUUUGCUAUGCCUGUCAGUUGAUCUUUGUUGGUAGUGCACAGUCAUGAUUAUAAAAGGUGUUACAAGUAUCAUCCAUAAAUAUUGAGAUUGCAGAUCUACAGAUUACAUGUUCGUGAGUUUUCUGUCUUAGUGAGGCAUAUAUCUCUGUGACAGUGUGAUAAAAGACAUUGUGUCUGAAAUCAUAUAGUUCUCCACCUCUGAUUCAUGUGUACAAGUUGGCAGUUACUUGCAGAGAACAGGUUAGUACUGGUCCAGAAUCUACGCACUGGUUAGGUUAACUGUCCACCAUUUCAUACCUGAAGUUCUGAUGAAAAAGGGUGCUGAACCCAAAAUGGUGAUGUUUUAUUGAUGCGGAUGAUAUGGAGAUAAGGAAAUUGUAAGUAAAUAGUGUUGAACAAAUCACUUCUGUUACAGAAUCCUUGAAUAUUGGUUUGGUUAGAUGAAUGAAUGCAUGAAUGAUUGAAAAACUGUUGAAAAACUAUAUAGUUACAUUGCUCCAGCAUUCACAACAAUAAUUUUGUAUGACCCUUGUGUUCACAGUUCCAAAGGAACUCUCAUUGCUAUGAUGUCAAAUAGAAGAGGACCAUUCCUGAGGAGAAAAUGCUGAAUUGGCUAAAAUUGUUACAUAUGUCAUGUCGUUAUAUGAGAUAAAUAUUAUGUACAAUAUAAGCGUGCCGUGUGAUUACAUGAAUAUUUGCUUUUCCAACAGUUACGAAUACUUGAGGAUUUUUUUGUUUCGUAGAUUUAAAAUGUUUAAAAGUGUACAGCAGUGAAUCAAAUGAGUUUAUAAGAGUGUAAAAUAAGAUGUAUUAUACACAGUUCUGUUUAAAGGCUUCUGACCUUCAUACACUUUAGAUAUGCCUGUAUAAUUUAUACCCAAACUACUAUUUAUAAUUAUACAUGUUCCAAGGUAUUUGUCAUUAUGCUAGAACCAGUCUAAGAACUUUUGCCAUUGAAUGUUUCUCAUUGCAGAGUUGGUGCAGCCGUUCUGCGCCUGCGCGGAAUUAUUAUCCAUUGGAGCGCACGGCAAAAUUACUAAUCUUUUUGCAUGUCCGCACGCAUUUAGAGUAUCAAAUGCAUAAUAUACUGACUAGAGGUUAGGGUUAGUAUCACCAUGGUUACAAAAUAUAUACAUUUAAGAUAUUUUCUUUCAAAUUUAGUUAAUCCGGUAUAUACCGGAGUCUAUAAUAUAUCACAGGUGCACCAACUCUGUAUUUAGUCACAGCCUUUGCCAUUAUGCUUGUACAUUGUACCAGUCUACACCAUUUUGAUAUUAUACUAGGACCAGUCUACAGAAUCAGUUGCAUGUCACAAGUUUUCAGAAAAGAAUAUAUUUUAGUAUUGAAGUGCUAAUGGAAGACAAAAAUGGUUAAAAACAUGCUGUUAUAAAUUCAGUUGAAUUUUCCAUCAAAGGAAACUAAACAUUUGGUUUCUUUGUUUCUAGCAAUAACAAAAGUUAUGAAAGACAAUAUUAACAUGAUCAAGCAAUUAGUUCUUAAUACUUGUUUGUUUUGAUGUGAAUUGUUAAUAGAUGAUAACAUACAUACUGUUGUCUUUAUAUCCAGUUGUAUAUCUUAAUUGUUAUGUUGUUAAUGUAUAUUUUAUGUUUUUAAUAAAAUGAUAUAUUUACAUUCGCUAAAUGCCUUGUAUAGAAAUAAUAAAAUAUUUAUUUUUAAAUAAACUACACUGGUGCAAUAAUACCAAGGAUGGCCUUUUCUACCAGA
Mercenaria mercenaria is the source of this 2589-nucleotide messenger RNA. Its product is annotated as integrin beta-1-binding protein 1-like. The record is from RefSeq and is a predicted model, not a curated record. The transcript is spliced from 5 exons. Gene Ontology annotation, cellular component: cell periphery; cytoskeleton; ruffle. Bases 7 to 549 code for a protein of 180 amino acids. Gene Ontology annotation, molecular function: integrin binding. Lineage: Eukaryota; Metazoa; Mollusca; Bivalvia; Venerida; Veneridae. Gene Ontology annotation, biological process: negative regulation of focal adhesion assembly; negative regulation of substrate adhesion-dependent cell spreading.